Messenger RNA from Neofelis nebulosa (Clouded leopard), 2356 nucleotides. RefSeq names its product zinc finger protein 655 (gene ZNF655). The record is from RefSeq and is a predicted model, not a curated record. Bases 250 to 2097 code for a protein of 615 amino acids. The transcript has 6 exons. Gene Ontology annotation, biological process: regulation of DNA-templated transcription. Lineage: Eukaryota; Metazoa; Chordata; Mammalia; Carnivora; Felidae.
UACUUACUCCACAUCCGGGGCUCUCAUCCGGGGCCCUCACCCAGGGGGCCCUCAUUCGGGGCCCACCUUCCGCCCACGGCCACGGGACUCCGCCUCCGGAAGUGCCACUGAGAAGCGCCGGCCUCCAAGCGGUCUAGAGCGACCCCGGAAAGCCCAGGGCUGCCCCUAGAGCGAGGGUGUCCGCGACGGGACGGCCGCUCGGCCUGCCCCUCCUUUCGGCAGUGAUGAUCGUUGUCCUCCAGAACAGGGAUGGAGGAAAUACCAGCCCAGGAAGCAGCAGGAUCAGCAAUUGUCCAGUUUCAGUCUUUGGGGAGCCAGUCUGAGGGUCUGUCCCCAGAGCCUCAGUUCGCGCAGGACACCGACAUGGAACAGGAACUCAACGGGGCUCCACCUGUUCCCCAGGUGCCUGCUCUUCCCCAUGAGGGAAGCCCAGGAGACCAGGCAGCCACGCUCCUGCCAGCCAGGUACCAGGAGUUUGUGACAUUCGAGGAUGUGGCUGUGCACCUUACUCGAGAGGAAUGGGGAUGCCUGGACCCUGUUCAGAGGAAUCUCUACAGAGAAGUGAUGUUAGAGAAUUAUGGGAACGUGGUCUCAGUGGGAUUUCCAUUUCCCAAGCCUGAUGGGAUCUCCCAGCUGGAACAAGAUCUACAGGUCUUUGAUCUGGAAACUAAGAAUAGAGAAGUCUUAAGAGAUGACUGCUCAGAUGGAGAGACCAGAGAAGAGAACAAGCUGUUGAUUCCUAAGCAGGAAAUUUUGGAAGAAGUACAUUCAUACAAAGUGAGAGUAGGAAGACUCAAAAAGGAUAUUGCCCAAGUUCCUGGGACUAGAGAAAUGUCUAAACCUGAGGACAGAUUAGAAAGGCUUCAGGAAAUCCUAAGGAAAUUUCUCUUCCUGGAGAGAGAGUUUAGGCAAAUAACAAUCAGCAAGAAAACCUUCACCAGUGAGAACAAUGAAUGUAAUGAACCUGAAAAAAGCUUCAGUCUGGACUCUACCCUUGAUACAGAUCAGAGAGUUCUUAGAAUACAGAAUAUUGAUGACAUUGAUAAGUAUGAUAUGGGCGUAAACCAGAAUUCAGCUGCUGGUAAACAUGAACAAAUAAAUCUAAUACAGGAUGUUCAGAGUAGUGAAUAUAAGGAAAGCUUAAUGGAUCUCUCCCACCUUAGUAAAUGUGAGAGCAUUUCUGCCACUGAGAAAUCCUAUAAAUGUGAUACAUGUGAGAAAGUCUUCCAUCAGAGCUCUGCCCUUUCUAGACAUCAGAGAAUUCAUACCAGAGAGAAACCCUACAAAUGUAAAGAAUGUGAAAAAUCUUUCAGUCAGAGUUCAAGUCUUAGUCGACAUAAAAGAAUACACACUAGGGAAAAGCCCUAUAAAUGUGAACCAUCUGAUAAAUCCUGUGAAGCAUCUGAUAAAUCCUGUAGUCAGAGCUCGGACAUAACUCCACAUAAGAGGAUUCACACUAGAGCAAAAUCUUAUAAAUGUAGUAAUUGUGAAAGGGUCUUCAGUCGUAGUAUACAUCUUACUCAACAUCAGAAAAUUCACAGAGAGAUGCCCUGUAAGUGUACUAUAUGUGGCAGUGACUUCUAUAAUACCUCCUACCUUGUUGAACAUCAGAAAGUCCACUGUGAAGAGAAAGCCUAUGAAUACAAUGAUUGUGGGUUGACCUUUGUUAAACAUCAAGGAAGUCAUCUCAGAGAAAAGCCCUAUACGUGUAAUGAAUGUGGAAAAGACUUCAGAUUGAGUUCCCAUCUUAUUCAGCAUCAAAGAAUUCACACAGGAGAGAAACCACACAAAUGUAAUGAAUGUGGAAAAGCUUUCAGUCAAACUUCAUGCCUUAUUCAGCAUCACAAAAUUCAUGGGAAAGAGAAAUCCUAUGAAUGUAAUGAUUAUGAGGAAAGUUUCAAUCAUAGCUCAGAUCUUGUUCUUCAACAAGAAGUCCUCUCUAGAGAAAAGGCCUUUGAUUGUGAUGCAUGGGAAAAGAACCUCAGUCAGAGAGCACACCUUGUUCAACAUCCAAGAAUUCAUACCAAAGAGAAACCUUAUGAAUGUGAUGAACGUGGGAAGACCUUCAGUCAAAUUCAGGCCUCCUUCAAUAUCUGAGAGUUCAUACCAGGGAGAAAUCAUAUAUUUGGUGAAGCCUUCAGUCACAGCUCAACCUUUAUUCAUCAUCAGAGAAUCCACACCAGACAGAAACCGUCUGAAUGUGAUGAAUGUAGGAAAACUUCAUCAACAUCUGCAAACCCAUACCAAUGAGAAAACCUACCAAUAUAUUGAGUGUGGUAAAUGCUUCAUGCUGUUUUCAUACCUUAGUCACCAUUGGAGAAUUCAUACUGGAAUAAAAUUCUGCCACUGUAAUGAA